AUGUCCUAUCAACAUCCGUCCCAGCCUCCAUACGGGGGAUACGCACCGCAAUACGGACAGCAGGCCCCUCCUCCCCAGGGCUACCAGCAGCCCCCUUACCCACCCCAGCCUUACGGUGCCCCUCCACAAGGCCAAUACCCUCCUCAGCAGGGCCAUUACCCACCACCUCAACAAGGGCAUUAUCCUCCCCAACAAGGCCACUACGGUACCCCUCCUCCGCAGGGUGGUCAUUAUGGUGCACCACCCCCGCAACCUCACGGAUAUCACGCUCCGCCGGCACAGCCUCCAUACGGCCAGCAGCAGCAUGGCUAUGCCCCUCCUCCGAACCAACCUCCCGUUGGAUAUGGUGCUCCACCAUCCGGCGCCUUGCCUCCCCAAGGCCCUCCAGCAAUGCCAUCUCCCGGUUACGUCCCAGGCCAACUGGCACCAGGUGACUUCCGGCCCCAGGCAGAUGCACUUCGCAAAGCGAUGAAGGGCUUCGGCACCGAUGAAAAGGCGCUGAUUGCAGUUCUCGCACCACUCGAUCCCCUCCAGAUGGCCGCAGUCCGUGAUACAUACUCCAAGCACCUCGGUCGCGAUUUGUACAAGGAUGUCAAGUCCGAGACUGGCGGGUAUUUCCGCGAUGGCCUCCUUGCCGUCUUGGACGGGCCGCUUUUGCAUGAUGUCGAGUGCGCCCAUGACGCAAUCGACGGCGCUGGUACAAAGGAGUGGUUGCUUAACGAUAUCCUGCUCGGUCGGUCCAAUGCCGAUAUGAAUGCCAUCCGGACAGCCUAUGAGAUGAAAUACAAGCGUUCGCUUUCUAGUGAUGUCGAAGGCGACCUCUCUUUCAAGACAUCUCAACUCUUCGCCACCGUUAUUCGUGCCGCGCGCCAUGAAGAGUCUACCCCUGUCAACCCGCAGACCAUUGAGACGGAUGUUCGCCACCUACAAGGCGAGAAGAACGUCACUGAAGUGUGCGCAAUCAUCGCCAAGGCCUCCAAUGCGGAGCUCCGCGCAAUCAGCCAGGCCUUCCAGGCACGUUACCAUGUCCCUCUUGAGAAGCAUAUCAAGGAGGAAUUCUCGGGUCACAUGGAAGAUGCGCUGCUUUUGAUGCUCCGCUCCGCUACGGACCCUGCUAUGCGCGAUGCUAUCCUCCUCGAGGACUGUAUGAGUGGCAUGGGCACCAAGGACGAGCGCCUUGUCAUCCGCACGGUUCGAGUCCACUGGGACCGCAACCACAAGGAGAUGGUCAAGCGUGCUUACCAGCACAUUUUCGGGCAGAGCUUGAUUGACCGUGUCCGCGGUGAGACCUCUGGUGAUUACGAGCGGUUGAUGGUUGCUCUUCUCCAGUAA
Messenger RNA from Penicillium paradoxum, 1332 nucleotides. RefSeq lists its product as uncharacterized. Gene Ontology annotation, molecular function: calcium ion binding; calcium-dependent phospholipid binding. Gene Ontology annotation, cellular component: cytoplasm. The record is from RefSeq and is a predicted model, not a curated record. The transcript is spliced from 2 exons. Lineage: Eukaryota; Fungi; Ascomycota; Eurotiomycetes; Eurotiales; Aspergillaceae. Bases 1 to 1332 code for a protein of 443 amino acids.